AUGGCGGCCGAGCAAACAGCCAAGUCGAGCGUGCUGCGGCCGGACGCGCUGACCGAUUGCGCCAAGAUUGCCGCCAUCGGCUGCCUGGUCCGCUCCGAGGUGGCGGCGCAGAAACUGUGUCGAUUCAGGGACGGCGCCAGCUACCCGCCGGCCCAGUUUGACCUGGUGACCUGCACGUGGUGUUACGCGUACUCCGGUCACGACUGGUUCCUGCCGGGCCGCCGCCUGCUGCUGGGGCGGCGUCGCUGGCAGGUCAAUGGGUCGGCCUCGGUUAUAUACUACCUGCACACAGCGAAUGGCAGUACGGCGCUGCUCGCCAACCUCUCCGACCCGGCGGCGGUCGACGCCAUCGCCCGCACCUUCGCCGAGCCGCACUUCGCCGCCAAAUGGGCCGAGUGCUGCCGCAGCUCGCAACAGUGCUGCCGCAACGUCCUGCAGAGAGCAGCGGCUGGUGCUGCCGACCGCGGUCAGCACUGUCCGGCUACGGAAGACGCCUGGCUGUGCUGGAACGAAACGCGGCCCGGCACCACCGUCUACCAGCCGUGCCCCGACUACAUAUACACCCACCGGCGGCCGUCCUGCCGAGUGUUCGCCAAGAAGGAGUGUACGGCGAACGGCACGUGGGCGGGAUCCGCGCCCCACGGCGAGUACACCGACUACGGCGACUGCACCAACACCUGGCACGGACUCGUACGCCAGUACAUCAACAUCGCCUGCAACGUGGUGUCGAUGCUGGUCCUGCUGCCGGCCGUGGUGCUGACCGCCAUCAUCCGGAGUCUGCACUCGGGCCAGUUCCUGCUGCACGGCUCUCUGAUGGCGGCGCUGCUCGUGCGCUGCGUGAUGGUCGUCUGGCGGGCGGUGGUGCUGAACCUCUCCCACCUGACGGGGGCGGUGGACGGGACGGACGGCGGCAUCGGCUGCCGCCUGCUGCAGGCGCUCUACAAGUACGCCGUGCUCAGCUCCUGGACCUGGAUGCUGACCGUCGGGCUGGGCCUGCACCACUCGGUCGCCCGGCCCUUCGCCAAGCCCUUCAAAACCUACGUGUUCUGCACGCUGGGAUGGGGCGUUCCAGCACUGUUCGUCGGCGGCUGGGCAGCGGCCAAGGCGCUGCUCGAGGACGAACUCUGCUGGAUGCUGAACGUGCACCACCUGGUCUGGAUCCUCGACGCCCCGAAACUCGCUUGCCUUUUGCUUAAUUUGGUAUUCAUGGUGAACGUGCUACGCAUUCUCAACACCAAACUGCAGUCUUCAGAGGGUAGGAGACGGUCGUUCCGCGCUCUGGCCAUGCUGGUGCCGCUGUUCGGCCUGCAGUUCCUGGUGACAGCACUCCCGCCCAAGGAAGACGUCGACUGCGCCGCCGAGCAGGCCUACUACAUCGCCAGCUACCUCAUCAGCGGCCUUCAGGGCGCCGUCGUCGCCUGCAUAUACUUCUACACAAACGCUGAGGUGCGGACGCAGCUGCGGCGUCAGUACCGAGUGCUGCAGGCUCGGAGCGGGUUGGGCGGCCGGGCGCCCAGCCGGCGCCGCACGCUCAGCACCGAGGCGCCCAGCAGUGUGGCGCUGCCGCGACGUCACCAGGUGACAGACGCCGGCGAGCCGACCGAGGCCCAGCAGCUGACCGUCACCUCGCUGCUGGGCAGCGAGCCGACCGAGGGCCAGCAGCUGACCUUCACCUCGCUGCUGGGCAGCGAGCCGACCGAGGCCCAGCACCUGACCUUCACCUCGCUGCCGGAUGGCGGCGGCGGCGGCGCGACGCCGCACACAGAGGCUUUGUUGGAGGCUUGA
Pollicipes pollicipes is the source of this 1785-nucleotide messenger RNA. RefSeq names its product secretin receptor. The transcript is spliced from 13 exons. Gene Ontology annotation, cellular component: plasma membrane. Gene Ontology annotation, biological process: adenylate cyclase-modulating G protein-coupled receptor signaling pathway; cell surface receptor signaling pathway. Gene Ontology annotation, molecular function: G protein-coupled peptide receptor activity. NCBI's taxonomy places the organism in Eukaryota, Metazoa, Arthropoda, Thecostraca, Pollicipedomorpha, Pollicipedidae. The coding region runs from base 1 to 1785 and encodes 594 amino acids. The record is from RefSeq and is a predicted model, not a curated record.